Messenger RNA from Calypte anna (Anna's hummingbird), 5978 nucleotides. RefSeq names its product PHD and ring finger domains 1 (gene PHRF1). The record is from RefSeq and is a predicted model, not a curated record. Lineage: Eukaryota; Metazoa; Chordata; Aves; Apodiformes; Trochilidae.
GCGGGGGCUUCCGGCUGUGAGGCGGUUGCGCUGGUCCGGUUCGGCCCGGCCCGGUCCGGGUAUGUGAGACCCGGGUCUGCACCUCCUGGAGUGGUGUUCCUGAUGUCCUGCCAUGGAUGGGGACAGCCAGGAUGAGCUGAUAAACCAGAAUGCUGCACUAGGCAAGGGCAAGAGACAGUGUUUGAUACUCCUGAGGAAAUCUGAAAACAAUGGUGGAAAUAGCUGUGAUUCAGAAGAUGACACCAGAAGUGAGGAGGAAAAUGAUGACACUGAGGAAGAGGGAGGUGAGGAGGACAGGGAAGAAAGUGAAGAUGAAGAAUUAGAAGAUUGUGAAGAUGAUGAUGAAGAGGAGGAGGAAGAAACUGAGUUUGCUGGGAGAGGAAUGAGCAGUUCUCUGAAAUUUGAGCCCCACGUGAAUGGAGCGAGCGUUUCCUCUGAUGAGGAUGGUGAAAACUGCCCCAUUUGUCUCAACACCUUCAGGGAUCAGGCUGUUGGAACUCCUGAGAACUGUUCCCAUUACUUCUGCUUGGACUGUAUUGUGGAGUGGUCCAAGAAUGCAAACUCCUGCCCUGUGGAUCGAAUCCUCUUUAAGUACAUUAGCAUUCGGGCACAUUUUGGUGGUAAAAUCUUAAAAAAGAUUCCUGUUGAGAACACAAAAGCUCAGGGUAGUGAUGGAGAGGAUGAUCCAACCUUCUGUGAAGUGUGUGGCAGAAGUGACCGUGAGGAUCGCCUGCUGCUGUGUGAUGGCUGUGAUGCAGGAUAUCACAUGGAAUGCCUUAAUCCACCUCUGAGUGAAGUCCCUGUGGAUGAAUGGUUCUGUCCAGGCUGUGCCCCCAUGGGUGGCAGUGCUGCUGCAGAUACAGACCAUGUCAGUGAGGAGGAGGUUGCUGCCCUGGUGGCUGAUGUUACUCCUACCACCAGUCGGCUGCGCCCGCACGUCCGGACCCGAGCGAUAGCCCGGACACGGCAGAGCGAACGGGUCAGGGCCACAGUGAACAGGAACAGGAUAACAACUGCCCAGCAAAUCCAGGUCCCUCAUGUCCCUCUCCUGGAUGAAACAAUUGAGGCAGUUGUAGCAGGCCUGAACACAGCCAUAACCAGCGACCCUCUUACACCACGGGCUCCUCCCAGGCAGAAAAGAAGAACAGGUAGAAGGAAGAAAGCAGGAGGCAAAAAAAGGACAAAAUCAUCUGCUGGGAAGAGGAGUUCAGGGACACAGCUGAAGAGACACAAGCGUCUGACAAAAAAGAGAAGGGGGAAGAAGAUGAGAGUGAGAUCACAUGUGAAAACUGAUGUGAGUACUCGCUCCCGCAUUGCCAGAGCCCUGGGGCUCAGCAAACCCCUGCGUGGGGCAUCCAUCCCUUCCAUCUACAAACCAACAGAGCCCUCUCUUGGGCUGAUGAGAGCAGACAUUGGUGCAGCUUCUCUCUCUGUGUUUGGAGAUCCAUAUGAGUUGGAUCCUUAUGAAAGUAAUGAAGAGAUUCGCAAUCCAGAUUCACCAGUGAGCACCAAAAGGAGAAUUCUCUCCCAGUCAGCACUGAGGUCUCACCGCCCUGUAGCCAGACCUGUUUCUCUGGGACUGCCCAGGAGCAGUGUACCUGCCCUGAGUCCUGAGCAAGAAGCAGAAGCUGCCCCCGUGCCUGAUCUGCUGGGGAGUAUCCUGUCUGGACAGAGCUUUCUCAUGAUGAGUAGUUCAGAUGUGGUCAUCAACAGAGAUGGUUCGCUGACAGCAAAGAAGGCAGCUCCACUUCAGAGAAAGUCAGCAAAUGACCUGAGAGUGGAUGAUGGUUCAGGACACAACAUCCCACUGAGUACACUGCACUCAGGGACCACAGCAGGCAGCUCCAUUGCUGGACCUUCAGUUUCCUCGGGGCUGGGUACUCCCACUAGACCCUCCUCCUCCUCCUCCUCAAGUUUGUUUUCAUUGCCUUCAGCCUCACUGAACAGGAUUGAACCUGCAGCAAACCCUGUGCAGACAAAACCGGAAAAGGCAACGGUAAAGUCAGAAUGCUCAAUGACACCCAGGUCUGUUCAGACUCAGAAUAUAGGUACUCUCAGCAGGCAUGGCUCCAAGUUAGGUGAGAUGACCAGAUUUAAUGGAAAUGCUAAAAAAUUUGCACCCACUGACUCAUCUUCAAAGCCCCUGAGCUGUAAUGUGAAUUCUGACUCAAAAGCUGUAACAGUGAGGCAGCCGUUAAAACCACCUCCCAAGAGAAUUGACAUCUUUGAACUUCCUAGGAUACCAAAGAUCAAAAAGGAGACCAGUAGCAAGCAGGUGGAGGCAGAAUCCACAGGAAGCCAAAGCUGUGACAUCCCCAGCUCCUGUAUAACCCAGCUGACUGGCAAGGAGAGCUCUCAUCAGCCAGGGAAGGGCAGCAAGGGGGAAAGUCAGAAGCCAAGUGCCAAGGAAUCUCAGCAGCAAAGGCAGACAAGUGGGGCAUCUUUUCCUACCAAUACAGGCAUGUAUAGCAGUUCAUCACUUCUGGGCAGUUCAGUCAGCAAAGGCCCAAGCUCUUUUGAGAGUUUUAAAAUCAAUAUUCCUGGCAAUGCAGGGCAUCCCAGCAGACUGUCUAACCCAGGAUUCUGUAACACCUUCCGCCCUGUGGACGAUAAAGCGCAGCAGAAGGAGAGUCCUUCACCUCUUUUCUCAGUUAAGAAAAAGCAGGUCAAAAGUGAAAUAUAUGAUCCCUUUGAGCCAACAGGAUCAGAUUCGAGUUCAGCAAGCAGCAGUCCUGAGAGGCUUGGCUCAGGGAUCCCACUAACUAACAUAACCAGGACUAUUUCGAUUGAAAAUCCCAAAGUUCAAACAUUUCAGACUGUCCGUCGUUUCACCCCUUGUGUGGUAGAAAAUACAUCUGGGUCUGGGGCUGACUCUGGCAUGCCAUCUGGUAGCACAGAGCCUCGUGGUAAUGUGGCUGGAGAAAGCAGGAUUGUGGAACAGAUCUCUGACACGGAGCAACAGGACAAUGUGGAUGAGGAAGAGUUUCUAAGCAGUCCUGGCGCUUCAUCGGCUGUUAAGCAAAUCUGUAAGGAAGAGUGUUUAAAGGAGGAAGGCAGAGAGGGCACUAAUGUGUUCUUAAAUGCUGAAGAAUUUAUUAGACCCAGUAUUAAUGUGAAACUAGAAGCAGAUAGUCCUGCAAAGAAUGAUAAGCAGCAGAAAGUCCAAAAGGAAGAACAAACAGAGAAGCGGUCGCGUUCCAGAUCCUGCUCGGACUCCAGCUCCCGAGGCAAGAAGAAGAUGAAAAGGAAAAAGGCACUUGGGAAGGAGCGUAAGAGAUCCCCAUCAGGGUCUAGGGAUAGAGCAAAGAGAUCCCCAUCAGGGUCUAGGGAUAGAGCACACUCAAGGGACCGAAGCUCCAGAUCUGCCUCUUGGUCAGGUGGAGAAGAACAAAGCAAAACACACACAGUGAAACCCAAGAGCAGGAGGUCUUCUACUGAGCGUUCUAGCAGCCAUGAACGAUAAAAAAAGAAAACUAAGGAGAAAACCAAGGAUAAAAAGGCAAAAGCUUCUUGCUCUAGGGAGAGAAGGAAAUCCAGGUCACAUUCAGUUAGUCCUGGGAGUACUUCUGAGUUUUAUGAAAGCAGGAAAAAGAAAAGACGGUCUCGGUCACGAUCAAGACGAAAACAUUCCCGAUCCAACAGCAGUGAGAGGACUAAAGACAGAAACACAGGAGAGGCAAAGCACGAGAGGUAUGAUAAAGACAGCAGCUUGAGGUCAAGAGACAGAAAGAAGUUAAGAAUCCAGGUCCCGGAGAGGAGGAAGUGGAGGUCUCGAUCUCGGUCUGCGUCUCGAUCUCGGGAACACAAAAGAGAAAUCAAAGGAAAAAGGCCACGAUCAAGAUCAUGUUCCAAAGAAAGAAAACACAGAUCAAGGGAGACCUCACUUCCCCCUCCACCAAAAAGACAGAAGCCUCCAGUUGAAAACGUGUCCACGUUUCUGGAGCAACCCCACUCCUUCAAACAAGAGCCAAAGGAGGAGCUAGUGCUAGAAGAGCUUUCCAUAACCAUCCAGCCAAAUGUCAAACUUGAGGAAAUGCAGCCUGAGACCCGAGCUCAGUAUCAGGAGGCCCAAGCUGUAAUGGUAGAUCCCACCUGUGAGAAAGUGAGCAGUGAAACUGCAUUCCCUGUGCCAGAGAUCACAAACAUUAGUGUUCCAGUUGGCAGUGUGGGAUUCUUCGCUGAAACAGAAUUAAUGAGUAGCAGUGAUCCAGCCGUGCUUGGGAGCUGUAGCAAUACAAACCUUGAGAUUACAGUUAAAAGAAAUACUUCAUUGUGUCCUCUGAUGGAGCCUCCCCCAAAGAAAGAAGUUAUUGUGCACAUUCCAACAGAGACUGCACCAAGUCAAAGCUUGCAAAGCAAAAUUCCAGAUUGUGUGAAGGAGGUUAAAGAUGAGUGCCUUGUGUCCAGUGAGAAAACCAGUCAUUUCAGUAAGCCUGAACUGGAAGUGGUACCUCAGGGUUCUGCACUGAAAUCAAAAGCACCGGUGAAAAGAGUUACCUGGAAUCUUCAAGAGGAAGAAAGUGGCACAUUGGCUGCUGGAAAAGCUCCAAGGAUGCCAUUUUACAAACUUCAGCGAGCAAAAGAAGGGGCCUGGAAAGCAGAGGACUUGAACCAAACAUUAAAUCAGGUGACCUGUCAAAAUUUACCUCUGACAGCACCUCUGCCUCCAGCUCCCCCCUAUGCCCCUGUCAGCCAGCCCACAGUGCAGUUCAUCAUGCAGGGCAGUCCAGCACUUGGCUGCGUGGCAGGACAGAGCCUGACUCCAGAACCAGGCAGCUUGGCUACUGCAUCUGAACCAGGGAUCCAGGCUGCUUCCAUUGGAAAUGCAGGAAAGAUCAAAGCACCCAAUCUCCAGUGGAUAAAAAUGAAAAACGAAGAAUACAUGAAAAAGCUUCACAUGCAGGAACGGGCUGUGGAAGAAGUGAAACUUGCUAUUAAACCCUUUUACCAGAAGAGGGAGAUUACAAAGGAGGAGUACAAGAACAUUCUUCGAAAAGCAGUGCAAAAGAUAUGCCACAGCAAAAGUGGAGAGAUCAACCCUAUGAAAGUAGCUAACCUGGUGAAGGCAUAUGUGGAAAAAAUACAAACAUAUGAGGAACAUAAGAAAUCUGAUGGUGCAGAGCCACGUGAAGCAGAAAACUGAAGGCAGACCACAGCAAAGCAUGACUUGGCCUAAAGCUUCUCCUGGCUGCAGACACUGUGCCAGAGGGAACAGUGGAUCUGCAGUUGCAUCUCAUUGAAAAUACCCUGGGAGAAGCAAGGUUAUAAUAGAACUUAUCUGUGGAACCUUCUUUUGAAUUGUUUCCAUAUGGGAAUGAAUUUAGGGUUUGUUUCUUUUUUAAUUACCUACAGAACUAAGUAACAGUGAAAUGCCUCAGACCAGCAGAGUAAUUCAAGAGGAAACACAGAAGAGAUUCAAUGUUUGGACUCCUGGAUUGCUAGUUUUCAGGGUUACUUUGGUUACACUUUUGGGCUGUGCACCUGUCCUUGCUAAAGAUUUGAAAACUGGAGACCAUUUUUCCUAUAUAGUAUCUUGAAAGCUGUAUCCUGUUUCUGUUGUGUUUAUUUAUCAAAAUAUGGAUUGGUCUUUAGAAACUUCUGAUUUAAAUACUUGAAAUGUUGUCUUUUAGCCCUUUUGAUGGUGAGCAAAGCUUUACUUGCUCUGGCAUCUGGGGAUUGCAGAAAUGAGCUAACCUUUAUAAACUUCAGAAGCACUACCCAAGCCCUGCUGUAUUUACAUUCUGUUGGAACUACCUUGUUAGUGAAGAGUUUAAUUUCAGAGUGGGGGACUGUUGCACUUCUGUAAAUAAUGCACUGAUGGCUGGUUUUGUGGUCUACCUUUGAGGGGAAAAAACCAAAAACAAGCAGCAAGCAUUGUGAAUUUUCAGUAACAAGCUGGAGGGAUAAGGUUGAACUGAUGUACAGAGCAGAUAUGUGACAGAAUUUAUAAAAUUAUUUUGACUGGUUUUUGUCCCAUA